UCUUAUUAUUGACAGUGUCCUACUCACCUCACGUACUUUGCAAAAACUGAUUUCAAGAUUAUCGUAGCACUGUUUAUGGUGUAUUGUAAAUUUUCAAACGUGUAGAUCAAAUCGCUUUUUGGCUUAUAGGGUUUUGUCAAGUAUCGCAACUUCAUAAUAUGUCAUUCCAAUCACCAAUGCCUAGCCGGGAGUUCCUUUGGGAUAUCUUUAGAAGAGUGGACAAAGACCGCAGCGGGUAUAUAUCAGCCGAUGAGCUGCAACAGGCUUUGUCAAAUGGCACCUGGAACCCAUUCAACCCAGAAACAGUAAGACUUAUGAUUGGUAUGUUUGACAAACAGAACAGAGGUGUCAUAUCAUUUGAAGACUUUGGCGCCCUAUGGAAAUAUGUCACAGAUUGGCAAAAUUGCUUUCGCUCAUUUGAUAGAGAUAACUCUGGAAAUAUAGACAGGCAAGAACUGAAGAAUGCUCUCACAGCAUUUGGGUACCGGCUAUCUGACGAAGUUGUGGGCAUUAUGGUCCAAAAAUUUGAUAGAUUUGGACGAGGCACAAUUUUGUUUGAUGAUUUCAUCCAAUGUUGUGUCACUUUAUAUACGUUGACUUCGGCAUUUCGCCAAUUUGACACUGACCAAGAUGGCGUGAUCACAAUCCACUACGAACAGUUCUUGAAGAUGGUAUUCGGCCUAAAGGUAUAAACAUGGAGAUGCUUUUACCACCGUCUAGGUUUAUGUUAAAGACAGUUUGCUAAGCAAGCAAAUAACAUAACUUUUUGUAAUACAUAUUCAUUAAUAUGUAGGUAUGACACAAUUAUACAUGUUAUUUGCUAGAUAUAAGUUCUGUAAUUUGAAUUAUAUCUAGAAUAUAUUAGUUACAGUAGCCUGCAAUACAACAACGUAGAUCGCGAAAAUAUCUGACACAAUCUUAUUUGUAGCGCAAUGAGUGUGUCAAAUAUUUUUGCGGCCUUCGUUGUGUAUUAUUAUAGCAGGGGAUCGUAUUUGUCAUGUAUGGUUAUAUUUAUAUACAUACAUACAUUUCUGUUAUGAUGAUCGGCAUGCAAAGUUCGAUUUCAUUUAUUACUUGUAAAGUUACUUCAGCGAGGGAAAAUGAACCGCUGCAUUAGGUUUUAUGUUGAGAAAAGAGCUUACUUUGUUUUCACAGUAUUUUAAGUCUAUUGAUGUGAUUUUAUUAUAAUACACAUAAAUAACCAUGUUAAAAACAUUCACAUUUUAUAUGUACUAUGUACUAUAUUUUUUAAUUAUACCUAUUUAUUUUAUAAAAAGAAAAAAACUAUUGCUAAACGAUUAUACUUGUUAUAAAUGUUAUUGGACAUGUAUAGAUGUUUCAUAUGUCGUUAAUAACGUAAGGUAUAACAAAUUAGGUGCUUUUUGAAGAUGUUGCCUCACGAUAUCAAAUAGUUCACAGAGCUAUUUCCAAUUUUUCCCUGUACGACAUUGACUUAAAAUAUCACAGACGCACAGAAUCAAACAAAAUUGUCCGAUAAUAUGACUCGUAACAAUGAUCAAUUAGAUACGAAGCUACAGCUUUUUUCGUGCUGAGUGUUGUUCUAUAUAUUAUAAGAGUCAAAUGCUCCACGCUACCACUAUUGAUAUUUCCAGUCCAUUCAAUGGGACGAAACACAAAUUCUGUAUAUUCUUCUAUAUUGUUUUUUACAUUCUCUGUACAGGUGUCAAUUAACGAGUAUAUCGUUUAACCUGUUUAUGUUAUAACCGUGACUGCAUGUAUGUUGUAGGUAGAUGUUUGUUGGUGUGUUAAGUAUGUGUUGUGUACUCUAACCGUGGACUUUUUUCCGUCCAGUGCUGGCCGUAAACUCCGGGGUUUCAAUGUCGCGCCUCCAAGAUUUGGGAACACCCCGACAUUUGUACCUGCAAAAUAUCAACCACUUUAUUACCUUAAAGUACCAGAGUCGUACGUUUCUAUAUAUUGUAGCUAAAGUAACUGGUAUCUGGGACAAAUUCAUAAUUUAGACUUGGUAAUCUUUACACAAAGUUGCAUACCGAAUCAUGUUAAUGUAUAUACAAGCUCUCACUAAAAUCACUCGCUAAGACACAUUAUCUACAUUCAAGAACGUAGUAUAUGCAGAUACCAGUCCUUAUUUAUACUUUUUAUUUAUUUAUAGGUAGGUAGCUUAUUUACAAAAUUUUAUCAAACAUAUACCUACUUAGUAAAGAACCUAUGAAUACUUACUUACAUAAGUAAAAAAGUUUGAACGAGACGUCCUGUAGUUUGUAUUUUAUGUAGGUAACAUCUUACCUGUAAACCUUUGUGAUAUCUACCUACCUAUAUACACGAAAACCGCUUGCAUUUGUUUAUUUUUUAAAUACUAUCUUUUGCCUCUUAGAGUAGAUGAUAUACAAAUUUAAGUAUUUUAAAUGUUUAUUCUAAACUGUAUAUGUGUAUUGUAAAAGUGUUGUUUCUGUCUCUGCUCACUUUGCCAAAUUUUUGUGUAGAGAAGCAUUUUUGUAUGUUGCUCAAUCUACGAGCUUAUUAUGUGCACGGUAGUGCACGGCCAAGUUACGAUUUCCAGAAAAGAAAGUCACUUUUUUAGAAUCUCUAUAUCAAGGAAAUUUUGUACAUAGGUAUAUAUAUAUAUAGUUUGUAGUUUACCUAUGUCAUCCAAUGUCGUGACUUUAAUACAAGUUUAUACUCUGAAUUUUAUAAAAUUUCUCAAUUAAGACGCCAUGUUAUUGUUCUAAAAAUAUAUUUGUAGAUUUUUCAUUUAAAAACUUAAUUAUGUUAGGCAUUAAAAUUAUCUUUCGAUUAAAUCGAUCUGAAACGUUGGAGAUCUAUUGCUAAUAAGAAUAAUAAAAAAAAAAUGCAACAAAAUUAUAUCAACUGUCUUUAUUUGAGUGAUAACAAUGAUAUUAAGACCCAGAGGCAAUCAACUCGCAACGCACGCAUGUUGCGCAUCUGUAGAUAAACGAGUCUUUCGUAACUCAUAGCAACCAAGCAAAAUGCACAAAUGUAAUUCUAUCAACCUCGGGCUGCUUAAGGCAUACCUAAAGACGCCGACGCUGUCUUGCAUGGGGAAGCUUCGGCAGUCUUUGGGUAAACAAAACAAAAAGUAAACAAUUGAAUGAGGUUUAAAAUGGCUCUUACGGCUGUUUCGCGAGGUGGGGCAGAUCUUCCGUUGUGUAAAUAUUUGUAACUAUAUACCUACGUACGCUAGUGGCCAAUACCGCUUUAUUUUAAAAGACAAUAAGAUGUUGACUUUUGUUGGAGCUUAAUAGUCCAUCGAGUUGGACAUCGAACCUUAGCGUUUUUUCUUUAACCCUUUUUUAAGGCAUAAGGGUGAGAGAAAUUAUGCAAAAUUGAACCCUAUCACAUUGAAACAAAGUUCAAAAUCAUGUGGAAAAUAUAUUCCCUCUGCCUUAUAAAGGCUUACAUUUUUAACUAUAGCAAGGCAUUUAAUACUUUUCAGAAACUUAUCUUUACUACGGUACAAAAUUCAUGGAUAGCUCAUUUUUACGUUUAAUUUUAGAUAACGUAUGAAUCUAGAAGUCUACCAAUAAAUAGGUAGGUAACUAAUUUGACGCUAUGUUGAGAGGGCAUGAGCGUUACUGGGAAAUAUGCUAUAUUUUUUGAAUUGUAUACUUACUGAUGUUUUUACAUUUUUUUUUCAUCGAAUAAUGCAUUGUAAUACGUUGUCAUACUCGAGGACAAGCAAUUCCCACCACACCACUUGUUUGAAAUAGUCUAGUUUUCAAUGGAAAAAUCAUGUUUCAGUAGAUGAGUGAGAUUUGAAAACUAGCCUAUUAUAAUUAUUACACUAAACUUGUAUCACAAAUAAAAUAACUACCUUAUUAUAGAUAUUACAUUGCCCACUGGCGAUAAGUUGUGUAAACUGAAUGUUUCAGACUAUAGAUUUAUGUCAUAGAUUCUUUAAGCUGCCCUUGAUACCUUUUCCAAUUAAACGUGAACUUCUUCAA
This is a messenger RNA of Cydia fagiglandana, 3944 nucleotides long. RefSeq names its product programmed cell death protein 6 (gene Alg-2). NCBI's taxonomy places the organism in Eukaryota, Metazoa, Arthropoda, Insecta, Lepidoptera, Tortricidae. Gene Ontology annotation, molecular function: calcium ion binding. The coding region runs from base 159 to 692 and encodes 177 amino acids. The record is from RefSeq and is a predicted model, not a curated record. The transcript has 5 exons.